GCAGCGUCGCGGGGUGAGCCGGCGUCACGUCUCCAGCAGACCAGGCGUCACGUCUCCGGCAGACCAGCGCCCAGCCAUGAUCCACGGCACGGUGAGGGUGGCGAUACGGGUCGCCAGAGACGUGGGCAGGCGAGGCGUGGCCUCCUACCUCGUCGACGACCCCAAGUACUCCUUCCUCAAGGACCUGGGGCUGGACCGCAGCAACCCCGGGGCCUACAACGGCAAGUGGCUCGGCUCGGGGAAGGUGGUGACCGCGGUGGACCCGGCCACCGGCUGCCCGAUCGCAGACGUGGUGUCGGGCAACCUGAGCGACUACGAGUCGUGCGUGAAGGCAGCGCAGGAGGCGUGGCAGGUGUGGGCGGACCUGCCGGCUCCCGCACGGGGCAGCGUGGUGCGUGAGAUGGGGGACGCCAUCAGGGACAACAUACAGCCGCUGGGGAAGCUCAUUUCUCUGGAAGCCGGCAAGAUCUACCCGGAGGGGGUGGGCGAGGUCCAGGAGUACGUUGACGUGUGCGAGUACGCGGUGGGGCUGUCCCGCACCCUGGAGGGGAAGUACCUUCCGACUGAGCGGCCGGGGCACGCGCUCCUCGAAGUGUGGAACCCGCUGGGCGUCGUCGGCGUCAUCACCGCGUUCAACUUCCCCAUGGCCGUGUACGGCUGGAACAGCGCCAUCGCCUUGGUGUGUGGAGACGUGAUGCUGUGGAAGGGAGCUCCCACGACUCCCCUCAUUGCCGUGGCAACCACCAAGAUCCUGGCGCAAGUGCUGGAGAGGCACAGCCUCCCAGGGGCCAUAUGCGCUCUGUGCCAGGGCGGGACAGACAUCGGGGAGGCCAUGGCUCGGGACGAGAGACUGCCGCUCAUCUCCUUCACCGGGAGCUGCGCCGCCGGCCACAAGGUGGGCACCGUGGUCCAGGAGCGCUUCGGGAGGCACAUCUUGGAGCUGGGCGGCAACAACGCCAUCAUAGUGGCGGAGGACGCGGAUCUGGACCUCGCCGUGCAGUCGGCCGUGUUCGCCAACGUCGCCACCGCGGGCCAGCGCUGCACCGGCCUCCGGAGGCUCAUCCUGCACACCAAGGUGUACGACGAGGUGCUGCGCCGGCUGAAGCUGGCGUACGGCCAGAUGGUGUCCCGCGUCGGGCACCCGCUGGAGGAGGGCACCCUGCUGGCGCCCCUGCACUCCGCCGCCGCGGUCCAGGCGUACAGGACCGCCGUGGAGCAGGCGGUGCAGGAGGGGGGCAGAAUCGAGUUCGGCGGGAAGGUGAUGGACAGGAAGGGCAACUACGUUGAGCCGACGAUAAUCACGGGUCUGUCUCCGUACUCCAGCCUCGUGCAGAGAGAGACCUUCGCGCCCAUCGUGUACCUCCUGAAGGUCGACAGUGUGGAGGAGGGUAUCAGAGUGAACAACAGCGUGAAGCAGGGUCUGUCCUCCAGCCUGUUCACGCGCGACCUCGGCAAAAUCUUCAAGUGGAUUGGACCCAAAGGAUCGGACUGCGGAGUGGUCAACAUCAACAUCCCCACCAACGGCGCUGAAAUCGGCGGAGCGUUUGGUGGGGAGAAGCACACAGGGGGGGGUCGCGAGUCCGGCUCCGACUCGUGGAAGCAGUACAUGCGGCGGGCAACAGUCACCCUCAACUACGGCAAAACCCUGCCUUUGGCACAGGGUCUCAAAUUUGAAUGAGCCUUGAAUCAUCACCCAUUUCAAUUCCAUACCUGAUGGUGGUCACAUUCACCCUUGCCUACAAAUUUUUUUACUAACUUAACUUUGCAUAAGUCAGUGUCAAAUUAUGUAACACAAGAAACUAUUUUUUUUACGUAACAGUGAAAUAUAUACAUUUUAUUAAGAAAUCAGCUAUGUGUAGUGUGUACCUUCAAUGCUCCUCUUAUGACCAAUGGUAAAGGCAAAUUACAACAGUAAAACAAGUUCUUUUGAAUUUUAACAUCUUGCCGUAUUGGUAUAACAAACACAUAAAAUUUAUAUUGAAUUAAUAGUACAUACUUAAUUCCUAAAAUAUUUUAGCUAAGCACUAAUAAAAAUAAUAAAUAAUAUAUCAUCAAAAAAUUUUAUGCAUUAGGUAUGAUUCUUACCCCAAAGUGAGCAAAAGAAAAGCAGAAUUUUUUUUACUUUGCUUUGAAAUAUUUCUAUAUAAAAUGCUACCAAAUAUUUUUUUUAGAUUGCAUGUCGAUAAUAUUGUUCUAUGUUCAUGACCAGUAAAAAAUGACCUCACGUCUUAUAUGAGGACGAUCAUUUAUUUUCCCAUUUUCAUUACUGAAAAUCUGACCUCUACUUAUAUGCUGUGUCAUCUUAAUACAUCAGUACAUUCUGCAAUAUCUUGGGUGGGUAUAUAAUAAACCAUAACAGAAAAUAAGAAAUGUUGAAAAAACCAAACUAAAUUAAUGCAUAUUUAUCUGAAAAAGGUUUUGAUGGACAUACAAUCAGCAUUCAAAUACUGUAUGUUUCAAGUUGUGUUUGAUAAAAUCAAAUUUUUUAGCUGUAUUUUUUAAUGCUUAUUGCAUUCGUUUCAAAGUCACAACACACACUUUUCUUGAAAUGGUACUUACUUUCCGGAAACGCCUCGUAGCAAUCUAAUCGAUUCAUUGUCUUUUUUUUUUAGAUAAUUGUAUAGUGUUUGUUGCAAAGUGUUAACAGCAUUGACAGAAGCAACCAAAGCCUUGAAGCCUGGUUUAACAACAUUGCUGUGAAAUAUGGCUCUUGCCUCUGAUAUAAAGGAAAGUGUGCCUUCAGUCCAAACAGAAAUGCCCUACAAAAUGUGACACCAGACCCAACUUCACAAGCAUGAGUUUCAGAGUAGUAAUUCAAAAAGUUCUGAAUUGAAAACUAAACUGGACUAACCAUUAAAGCUGUAGGUGUUCUUUCUACAGAAAGUUCUACUGUGACUUCAUUCAGUGAUUUAAGAAUUUUUACGUAACAUUGGUAAGAACUGGUUUGUUUUUAAGUAGCCUGUCAAGCUUGUACUAUCUUAUAUUAAUCCAAAACUGUAUUGUCCCAUUUCUUUGUGAAUUUUGUGAAAUGUGCAAGACCGAUCGCUAAUGGCAUGUGGCUCUGGAAAAUUAACACUGCCAAUACAGUACUUUAGAAGAGUGAAGUUUUUGACAAAAUAACACGUUAAUGCCAAGAAAGCAUCUUCACUGAGUGAUGUCCGUAAGUUACAAGUAAAUGACAUAGACUCAACUUAAGCAAUUGCUUGAGAAAGUUCCUCAGAGAUUCUCGUUUGUACAGAAGUACAUAUACAGGUUUGGAAUUUCAUUUCUGGAGAAUGUAGUUCAGGAUGGUACUGUGUACAAUGGUUAAGCUGACUGCAUGAGUUUCUGGAAAUGUUGAUUUUCUACUACACUGUACGGCAGCAUUGAAUCAGCUAACCAUUCAGCAAUUUUCUUGUCAUUAGAUUUUCCUUUGGAUGGUAAGAAGAGAAGACCAGUGGUAGGUGUCUUCAAUACAUUUUUGUUUUGAAGGGCCUUGUAGUGAAGCAUCACUCGUAAUAGUUCUUGCUGCAUAUUAUAUUCUAACUUAACAGUUGCAUGUUGUUUCAAAUGUCUUGUGAGACCUGACCUGCUACCAGAGUUUAAGUUUUUUUUUUGCACAUCUUGCACUUGGCACUUAGUUUUAUCAUUGCUUUGUGCCAAGUAGUUCCUGAUAUGUGUCUUUUCAUCAGCCAUGUUAUACAUAUACUAAAGAAACAAUAUCAUAGAACAUGACCUAAAUAUUAAAUAUUGCCAAAUUUUGGUGAAUAUUAAUACUUUUACUUGCACAUGUAAAAAUCCCCAAUUUUAUGGACAUCAAAUUACCCUCGGAAAUACAAACUAUUAAAUUUAAUUAUAUCUUGUCUGCCAAAAUG
This is a messenger RNA of Bacillus rossius redtenbacheri, 3854 nucleotides long. It is a transcript of the gene Aldh7A1, whose product is annotated as alpha-aminoadipic semialdehyde dehydrogenase. Lineage: Eukaryota; Metazoa; Arthropoda; Insecta; Phasmatodea; Bacillidae. The transcript is spliced from 8 exons. The record is from RefSeq and is a predicted model, not a curated record. Gene Ontology annotation, molecular function: aldehyde dehydrogenase (NAD+) activity. The coding region runs from base 77 to 1678 and encodes 533 amino acids.